Molecule: messenger RNA, 2234 nt
Organism: Coffea eugenioides
Lineage: Eukaryota; Viridiplantae; Streptophyta; Magnoliopsida; Gentianales; Rubiaceae
Product: probable magnesium transporter NIPA8
Exons: 14
Coding region: 598-1926 (442 amino acids)
Biological process (GO): magnesium ion transport
Cellular component (GO): membrane
Molecular function (GO): magnesium ion transmembrane transporter activity
Source: RefSeq, a predicted model, not a curated record
CCCAGCGCAGGAGAAAAUUCAACGCAAUGGUCCAAUGCACAUAGCAGCCCCUAAGGCCCUCUACGCGUCGCCGCCGUCGCCGUCGCCCUCCACCUCCUCCUCCGCUGGAGAAUUUUCAAAUUUUGUCAACAUUCCAUUGAGAUUUCUUUUUCUAUCCCUUCUUCACAUUGGUCCUUUCUUCCGCUGGACAUCUCCCCCUUAUUUUAACUUAUUAGUACUGCUAGUGAAGAAGAUAAUAAUAAAGAUAUAUUAUUGCCUUUGGACUCUAAUAUUUCUCUCACAUUUUCAAUCUUUCUGCACAAUCCAAAAAGGAUAAAGAAGAAGAAGAAGAUAGCAUCGCCUCCAGUACAGAUCCUCAGCUGUGCGAGCCUUCAGAUUCGUCCUCCAUCUUCGUCUUUCUAGGGUUCUUUCCCUCUGACUGCACCGAGGCUUUCCAAGGUGCUGAUGUCUGUUUGAACUGGGCUAUCCUACAUCCCUGGUGGAUGCAGGAGUUUCCACUUUUAUUUGGAUUAUCGCUGUUUAAGCAUCAGCAACGCUAAUAGUCUACAUUCUUCAUUUUCUGAGAGCUAAUAGGCUACCUUUUUAAAUCUUUAUUCAAUGGGGGAGUGGAUUAUUGGAGCCUUCAUCAAUCUCUUUGGCAGCAUUGCUAUCAAUUUUGGGACCAACCUUCUUAAAUUGGGACACGAUGAGAGAGAAAGGCAAUCUGCACAAGGUAUCGAUGGAACUAAUGGAAAGCACAUAAUAUACUUCCAGAGUUGGAGAGUUGGUAUUCUAUUUUUCGCUUUUGGGAAUUGUCUCAAUUUCAUCUCUUUUGGCUAUGCUGCACAGUCACUUCUUGCAGCUCUUGGGUCUAUACAGUUCGUCUCAAAUAUUGCUUUUGCCUACUUUGUCUUGAACAAAACAGUGACGGUUAAAGUACUGAUUGCCACCGCUUUCAUUGUCCUUGGAAACAUUUUUCUGGUUGCGUUUGGCAACCAUCAAUCACCUGUAUUCACUCCAGAGCAGUUGGCAGAGAAGUACAGCAACGUGACUUUUCUUCUGUAUUGUCUGAUUUUGGUCUUAGUGGUUGCCUUGCAUCACUCAAUUUACAGGAGAGGAGAGUUGCUGCUUGCUGUCCCUGGUCAGGACCUUAAACCGUACUGGCAAAUGUUGCUUCCAUUUUCAUAUGCUAUUGUUUCUGGGGCUGUGGGAUCAUGUUCAGUAUUAUUUGCUAAAUCUCUCUCAAACCUUUUAAGAUUGUCCCUUUCAAGUGGUUAUCAGUUGCAUAGCUGGUUCACUUACUCAAUGCUUUUAUUGUUUCUUAGUACGGCUGGAUUUUGGAUGGCCAGGCUAAACGAGGGAUUGUCAUUGUUUGACGCAAUACUAAUCGUGCCAAUGUUUCAGAUUGCUUGGACCUUUUUCUCCAUUUGUACAGGAUUUGUGUAUUUUCAGGAGUACCAGGUUUUGGAUGCGCUACGAACAACGAUGUUUGUGCUUGGGGUGAUCUCUGUAUUCAUUGGCAUUUCUUUGCUAGCACCUGAUGAUUUGAAAGGAGGUGAAGCCAAGGAUACUUCAUUAGUAUCUGUGACUUCAAGUUUGCCAACUGAUGUAGACAGGCUGGUGAUACCAUAUGAAGAUUCCCAAAUAAAAGAUAUAAGUUCUUUUGCCCGAGCUAUGAAGGUGAAGGCUGCAAAUGUGGUGGUUAAGGCAAAGGCUGCAUGUUCGUUAUCCCUGGGUUUGGGAGAAGACUCGCUUCAUGCAUCUUCGGUGCUUGUAAUGCCGAUGGUCUCUUCCAAAAUGACUGGGUUUCGAGGGAGCGGUUUUGGUCGAACUAAAUUAUUCUCCCCACGAGGCUCAGGUUGGAGUAAGAUCUCAGUUGAUGAGGAGGAUAGAGAGAGUAUGUUGGAGACGACUUCUAUGCUCCCACAGACCAUCAGCAUCAGUUGAGGCUUAACUAUAGCUGCUGGCAUCAGCCACAGAUAUUGCUAGGAACAUGGUAUACUUUUAUCUGUGCCUGUGUAGUUUGUUGUACAUCUUGCUGGAAUGCACAUAAUAUGCAACCACGCAUAUAUAGACAUGAACUCAUUUGAGUAGAACGAUGGUACUAUAGAGCAUACAACACGUUUUCUACCUUAGCGAUUGGACUAGAGAAGAACAUACGUUGUGUCCAACGUUGUAAAUUGGAUGUCAUUCAUGAAAUUCUUUUUUCCCUGAUUGAUUGAAUAAAUAAAUGAUUCUUGAGACGAUGCAUCUAA